AUGAGUUUAUGUAUCUACGUAGAAAAAUCUCGGCUCCUUCCGAUUUGAAUUUUGACAGGCGUGCGAUUCACGGUUCCAUAUGAGCCUGGAACCCCGAAAUUUCAAACGUGUCAAAACCGGAAUAACUAGACCGGGUUGACCCGUCCAAGGAUCCAUGAAACACAAGGCCACCAAUUGUCGUUCACUAGUCCAUUGCUCACGGCGCCGAAGCUUUUAUAUCCAAGCAUUCUCUGAUUCUCUCAUCCAACGAAUCGAUUCAGAAAACCAUAGAAUUCAAUUCGCGGAGAGUUGAAGGUGUUCGAGAUGAGGCUGCUGAAGGUCGCAACCUGUAAUUUGAACCAAUGGGCUAUGGAUUACGACUGCAAUAUGAAGAACAUCAAGGAGUCGAUAGCUCAGGCUAAGGAGGCCGGCGCCGUGAUUCGUCUCGGUCCGGAGCUUGAGAUCACUGGCUAUGGCUGCGAAGAUCAUUUCCUCGAGCUUGACACUGUUAAUCAUGCAUGGGAAUGCUUGGAAGAGCUGUUAGUUGGGGAUUGGACUGAUGGCAUAUUGUGCAGCUUUGGGAUGCCUGUGAUCAAAGGGUCGGAGCGUUACAACUGUCAGAUAAUUUGUAUGAACAGAAAGAUUAUCAUGAUACGCCCGAAAAUGUGGCUUGCGAAUGAUGGUAAUUACAGGGAACUUCGUUGGUUUACGGCGUGGAAACAAAGAGACCAACUUGUGGACUUUCAGUUGCCAAAUGAAAUUUCUGAGACUUUGUCGCAGGAAUCCGUGCCUUUCGGUUAUGGGUACAUACAGUUUCUAGACACAGCUGUUGCUGCUGAAAUUUGUGAAGAACUUUUUACUCCUAGUCCUCCUCAUGCCGAGCUUGCAUUGAAUGGGGUCGAAGUUUUUAUGAAUGCAAGUGGGAGUCAUCACCAACUUAGAAAGCUUGAUAUUCGUCUUCGUGCUUUUAUAGGCGCUACUCACACUCGUGGAGGAGUGUACAUGUACAGCAAUCACCAGGGGUGUGAUGGUGGUCGCCUUUACUAUGAUGGAUGUGCUAGUGUCGUCGUAAAUGGAGAUGUAGUUGCUCAAGGCUCACAAUUUUCUUUGAAGGAUGUUGAGGUUGUGAUUGCCCAAAUUGAUUUAGAAGCGGUUGCUAGUCUUAGAGGAUCGAUAAGUAGCUUCCAAGAGCAAGCGAGCUGCAAAACCAGGGUUCCUUUCGUGGAGGCACGAUACAACCUUUGUCAGUCUUUUAAUCUGAAAAUGUGCCUUUCUAGUCCUCUGAAGAUUAAGUAUCACUCUCCUGAGGAGGAAAUAGCCUUUGGUCCUGGUUGCUGGCUAUGGGACUAUUUAAGAAGAAGUGGAGCUUCUGGGUUUCUGCUUCCUCUUUCUGGUGGAGCUGAUAGCUCCGCAGUAGCUGCUAUAGUUGGUUGCAUGUGCCAGCUUGUAGUAAAAGAAAUUGCAAAUGGGGAUGAACAAGUCAAAGCUGACGCGAUACGGAUUGGACAAUACAAGAAUGGACUGUAUCCUACUGACAGCAAAGAAUUCGCAAAACGCGUAUUUUAUACUGUUUUUAUGGGAUCUGAAAACAGCUCUGAAGAAACAAAGUCACGGGCAAAAGUUUUAGCAGAUGAAAUUGGCUCAUGGCAUCUUGACGUUCCCAUAGAUGGUGUUGUUUCCGCACUCCUGUCGUUGUUUCAAACAGUAACAGGAAAACGACCAAAAUACAAGGUAGAUGGCGGAUCUAACAGUGAGAACUUAGGUUUGCAAAACAUUCAAGCUAGAAUAAGGAUGGUGCUGGCUUUUAUGUUUGCAUCACUACUACCUUGGGUUCAUAACAAACCUGGGUUUUAUCUUGUUUUGGGUAGCUCCAAUGUGGAUGAAGCAUUGCGUGGUUAUCUCACCAAGUAUGACUGCAGCGCAGCUGAUAUAAAUCCUAUUGGAAGCAUUAGUAAGCAGGAUCUUCGGGCAUUUUUGCGAUGGGCUGCCACGCAUCUUAGUUAUGCUUCACUGGCAGAUAUUGAAGCAGCUCCACCCACUGCUGAACUGGAGCCUAUACGUUCCAAUUAUAGUCAGCUGGAUGAAGUAGACAUGGGAAUGACGUAUGAGGAACUCUCCGUCUAUGGAAGGAUGCGCAAAAUUUUCCGCUGUGGUCCCAUGUCCAUGUUCAAGAAUCUCUGCUACAGAUGGGGUGCAAAAUUGACUCCAGGAGAAGUGGCUGAGAAAGUGAAGCACUUUUUCAAGUACUACUCUAUCAAUCGACACAAAAUGACCGUAUUAACACCUUCCUAUCACGCUGAGAGUUAUUCACCCGAGGAUAAUCGGUUUGACCUUCGCCAAUUUCUAUACAAUGCGAGAUGGCCAUAUCAGUUCCGGAAGAUUGAUGAUCUCGUACGUGAGUUGGGCGGUGACAGGGUUCAUUUGGGAGAUUCAAGUGACCAAGCCAAGUUGGUUGAUGCUCCACAUGGUGCAGGUGGGAUGGGAGUUGUGGCAGCAGGCUCAGGCCAUCCAAAUGUUGGACUCUAGGGUUUAUUUUCUUCGUCUUCCUCUUCCUCCUCCUUUUCUUUCUUCGAAAGAGAAAAAAGGAAAAAAAAUGAUAAACUAACAAGCGAAAAAAUACAUAUAUAUUCAAUUUCUUGUAGCUGUGUAUGAAACCUUCAUUGCUCAUGCAAGGUUUCCGUACAUAAUUUCAUUGAAUCUAAUAAAUGAUUCACGUUAUUCA
Pyrus x bretschneideri (Chinese white pear) is the source of this 2701-nucleotide messenger RNA. Its product is annotated as glutamine-dependent NAD(+) synthetase. Gene Ontology annotation, cellular component: cytoplasm. Gene Ontology annotation, molecular function: ATP binding; NAD+ synthase (glutamine-hydrolyzing) activity; glutaminase activity. The transcript is spliced from 13 exons. The record is from RefSeq and is a predicted model, not a curated record. NCBI's taxonomy places the organism in Eukaryota, Viridiplantae, Streptophyta, Magnoliopsida, Rosales, Rosaceae. Gene Ontology annotation, biological process: NAD+ biosynthetic process. Bases 304 to 2505 code for a protein of 733 amino acids.